CAUCACAUAUGCUAUGGUGUAUUUGAUACAUAUCACAUCUAAAGUAGCUAAUACAAGGUUGUAUGUUUCUUUAAUUUGGUUUUAAGUUGUGUCUUAUUUUUUAUUUAUUUUUUUCCUAACGGUUACAAUACUGUAUUCUACAUCUAGAAAAAGUAACUUUUCCAUCUAACGCGCCCCCUAUUUCUUGGAUUACACCGUGCUGGGUAUAGCUCAGUGUAUUAUUUAUUUAUUUUGAACUACAUUUCGGCAGUAAAGCUGACUUUGCCUUGGUUGUCAAAAUCUAAAACAUAAAUGAUUUCACUCCAACCCCCUGGCUUGUCCCCUCCCCUUCCAGAAGCUCCAAUGAUCGCAGCUUGCACAAAGCAGUCUGAGCCAGAAGCUUCACAAGCACAGGACUGCUGUCAGUUGUUCACACGGUGCUGUGUAAGACUACAGAAAAAAGGAGUUUGAAUCUGAAGUACAAAGAAUUGUCAGCUGUAUCAUAUAACUUAAGUGGAUAUCAUACAUUUUGUUUCUAACUAUUGGAUUUACAUGCCUAGUGUUUUAUUUUUGUGUUGUUUUGUUUUUUAACGGAAACUCUUGUUUCCAUAUUCUUGGAAAAUACGUUUUAAACAGAUUAAGAAAUGCAAAAAGUUGCUGGAAUCCUGUGAAAGUUUCGAUGGACAUCUAUUAUGAGAAGGUGAAACUUCAAAUAUGGGUUUUCUGUGAAUUAUGGAUUGAAUCCUUCAUUUUUAUAAAAGAAGACUGUUACAAAAUAAGGUGACAUUUUAGGCAUUUUUACUUUUGAUACGACACUGACAACAACCUUAAUUAUAAUAAAGGUUUUCAGGUGUUGCUUCAAGUAUAGUGGGGCAGGAUAUGGAGUCACUGCCAUUGCCUUAGUUUUAUUCUACAAAUCACUUUAUUCGUCAGAUUUAUUUCUGGAGAGCCACGCUUUAUUGUACAAUAUUUUUAAACUUCGACAUUCACCUUUGGAAUACAAUCAUGGACUUUAUUCUGAGUUUACUAAAUAUUGUUUUGGCUGCCCUUCUAUAUAUUUCAACUGUGAAGACGGCUCACAUACCUGGAGAUGGAGAGAGGAAACCUAGUGAAGUUAUUAGGUUUUUGGAAGUCUACGAGAGAAGCUAUUGUCGGACAAUAGAGACUUUAGUAGACAUCUUCCAGGAGUAUCCUGAUGAAGUAGAGUACAUUUUCAAGCCUUCAUGUGUACCACUCAUGAGAUGUGCGGGCUGCUGUAGUGAUGAAAGUUUAGAGUGUGUGCCGAAGGAAACGCACAAUGUAACUAUGGAGAUAAUGAAAAUCAAACCGCAUCAUAGUCAACAUAUAGGAAUGAUGAGUUUCACAGAACACAGUACAUGUGAAUGCAGACCAAAGAAAGAUGUCAAAGAAAAAAAAGAAAAAAAACCCAGGAAAGGCAAGGGCAAAGGUCUUAAGAGAAAAAUAAAGAAAAACAGAGACAAAAAGCCCAACUCCCACUGUGAGCCUUGCUCAGAGAGAAGAAAACACUUGUUUGUACAGGAUCCACACACCUGUAAAUGUUCCUGCAAAUUCACACAUUUGCGUUGCAAGUCCAGGCAGCUUGAGUUAAACGAAAGAACUUGCAGGUGUGAAAAGCCAAGGAGAUGAGAGGAAGUUAAAAUGGACAUGACAUGAAGGAUAUACAUAGCACAGCACUUUGAAUUCUGAUCAUUUUUAUUUUUCUCCGGAAAAGCAUUCCCUGGAAAGAUUGUUGACAAACAUAAUCAUCCUGUUGUAUAUUUUCGAAAUAUUAAUAUAUAAAGAAAAUAAUUAAUUGUUUUGCUGCUAAAAAAAAAUACCAGACAUACUGGGUGGAUGAAUCUUUUUUUUUUAAUAUGACAAAUUUAAAUAUUUUUCACUGGAUGCAAUCGGUCUGCUGUGGAUAUAGACAACAGAAUGAGAACUCUACGAGUAGAAGAAAAACAGAAAGUCAACGGCGAACAGAGUGUCUCAGAAUGUUCAACAUUUCUUAUGAUAAUUUUUUGAUGAAUAGCUGCUUUUCUGUGGAAAAUAUAAUACACCAAGAUGCUUUGUCAAAGCCCUCAAAGGUCCAAAUUAAGUGUUGGAACAUGGAACUCUGUUUAUAAUGUCACUUCCUGCUUUAUUGUGGCCCUAUGCAGGAGUGUUGACUCUGGGCUAACAACUGCUUUCAUGAAAGAAGGCUGUAGCAACUAACACUAAAUACAGGACUCAAAAAGCAAAUGUGUAAAGGGAUAUUAAUUAUGGGUAUACAGUGCCUAUAGAAAGUUUACACCCCCUUGAACUUUUUUCACAUUUUGUUGUGUUAGUGCCUCAGAGUUUCAUGCAUUUAAAUGAGGAUUUUUUUCCACUUAUCUACACACCAAACUCCACAUGUUAAGGGGAAAAGGUUUUUAUUGAGAAAAAAAUUAUAUAUUAAAAAUACAAAAGUGAAAGAUCAUAAUUGGAUAAGUCUCCACCCCCCUGAGAUAAUACUUGGUGGAAGCACCUUUGGUAGCAAUUACAGCUGUAACAGAGUCUGUUGGGAUAGGUCUCUACCAACUUUGCAUACCUAGAUUUGGCAAUAUUUGACCAUUCUUCUUUACAAAACUGUUUAAACUCUGUCAAGUUCCUUGGGGAGCGUUGAUAGACAGCAAUCUUCAAGUCAUGCCACAAAUUUAUGAUUGGAUUUAGGUCGGGGCUCUGACUGGGCCACUCAAGGACAUUUAUCUUUUUGUUCCCAGCCGCAUACAGACUCACCUCAUCUCAACUAGCCGUACAGAGUCUGGAUGAAUCGUAGCAGUGUGCGUGCCCUUAAAACCAAGAUUAUGCACAUUUCAGUCGGGAUGUCUUCAGAUUUGAAGAUUGAACAUGUUGAAUCUUUUUCAGAUGCAGUUUCGUUCAGAUGUGAUCAGUCUGUGUGCGGCGGUUGCCGACCAAGACUGACUGAGACCGAUUAGUCAUAAGGGUGUCAACCAGUGGUGAAGCAGGUUUAAGUGACAUAACUUGUCAUACAAGAUGGCGGAAUAUUGACAGCUUUAGUUCCACAGGUAAAAAUACAUUAGCCUGGAAUUGCUCUGCGUGUCCCGAAUUCAAAAAUACCAGAUAUGUGCACAUUUGAAUAGUUUUUUAGGCGUUUAGUAAUCAAAGGUAAAUGAUCAAUUUACCUUUUUAUUAUCAAUCUACUGGCAGCCUAUAUUUUCUUACUGUGCUAAAACAGAAGUAACCGGUGCGUCGAUCUCCAGUAGGUCACAAAUCACAAGCCCCUAGAUCCACACGCUGAGAAAAAAAUGCCAAAGUCAAAUAAAAAUAAUCAACAGGUUGGAUUUUAUUUACCACAGGCUAAAGUUUAGUAGACAAACUAUACACAAAGUCAAACACUGCCUGAAACAUUUGCAUGGUGUAAAUGGUCAAGAGCUAAAUUAACAGGCUAAGCACUUCUUUUGGUUGCCUCGCAGCGCUGUCUCCGCUGUCUAAUCAGCAUAUGAUGCCAUGCAAAAUAUGAGGGUUGCUAUGUUGGGCCAAGUUAAUACAAAAAUGUGUGCAGGGCAGUAUUAAUUAAAUCUGCAUACAUAGUAAUCACUAGUAUCUAGUCGUCAUUAGUAAUUCAGUCUUAGCAGUGUGCGACACCCAUUCGGGAAAAACUCAGUUGUGACAUGAAACCAAAACUGAGCACAACUGAUCGCAGAAUCUGUGCAUACUCAGAUGAGAUGAGUUGGGACGGCUUGAGUCGGGCUGUGUGCGCCUUAGCCACUCCAGUGUAGCUUUGGCUGUGUGCUUUGGGUCGUUGUCAUGCUGAAAGGUGAACUUCCGUCCCAGUUUCAGCUUUCUUGCAGAGGGCAGCAGGUUUUCCUCAAGGACUUCUCUGUACUUUGCUUCAUUCAUUUUCCCUUCUAUCCUGACAAGUGACCCAGUCCCUGCCAAUGAGAAACAUUCCCAUAACAUGAUGCUGCCACCACCAUGCUUCACAGUAGGGAUGGUGUUCUUUGGGUGAUGCGCUGUGUUGGGUUUGCGCCAAACAUAACGCUUUGCAUUUAAGUAAAAAAAUUCAAUUUUAGUUUCAUCAGACCACAAAACUUUUUGCCACAUGGCUACACAAUCUCCAGAGUGUUUUUUUGCAUACUUCAAACAGGAUUCAAGGUGGGCUUUCUUGAGUAAUGGCUUCCUUCUUGCCACUCUACCAUACAGGCCAGAUUUGUGGAGUGCUUGGGAUAUUGUUGUCCCAUGCACACUUUGACCAGUCUUGGCCAUAAAAGCCUGUAGCUCUUGCAAAGUUGGCAUUGGCCUGUUGGUAGCUUCUCUGAUCAGUCUCCUUCUUGCUCGGUCAUCCAGUUUGGAGGGACGGUCUGAUCUAGGCAGGGUCUAGGUGGUGCCAUACACCUUCCACUUCUUAAUAAUCUUCUUAAUAAUCGUCUUGACCGUGCUCCAAGGCCUUUGAUAUUUUUUUAUACCCAUCCCCUGAUCUGUGCCUUUCAACAACUUUGUCCUGGAGUUCUUUUGAAAGCACCUUGGUGCUCAUGGUUGAGUCUUUGCUUUGAAAUGCACUACCCAGCAGAGGGAACCUACAGGAACUGCUGAAUUUAUCCUGAAAUCAUGUGAAUCACUACAAUUUAACACAGGUGGAGGCCACUUAACUUGGUGUGUGGUUUUGAAGAUGACUGGUUACACCUAAUUUAGGAUUGUUAUUACAAGGGGUGUGGACACUUAUCCAACCAAGCUAUUUCAGUUUUUAUUUUUAAUUAAUUUUCUACAAAUUUCUAGAAUAUGUUUUUCACUUGGAAGAAGUGGGGUGGGUUGUGUAGAUAAAUGAAAAAAAAACAAUUUUAAUGCAUUUUAAUUCCAGGCUAUAAGGCAACAAAAGGUGAAAAUUUUGAAAGGGGGUGUAGACUUUUUAUAGGCACUGUAUAUGGAUACAUUUUGAAAUUGAUUCUGUAGUCAGAGAAGGGCUUUUUACUUUUUAGUAGCAAACUCUCUAAGCCCUCCUGUAGCCUUCAUUAGUUUCUAAAGUAUUAUUUUCCAAAGAAAGCCUUACACACACUAUUGAAGUAUUUAAAAACAAAACAACAUCUGUAUAUGCAUAUUUAAUAUCCCUUUUGUAGUGGACAAUUUACACAGAUAAUUUAUAAUUUAGAUAAUGUUCAGUAUUCUUUGUGUAUAUAUUUAAUUUCAAUUUAUUUAUAUGCAGUGUUAACUAAUUAUUUUUUUGUUUGCUGUAAAUGUAGGGUCAUCCACUCCUCCAGUGAUCAUGAGGUUAGAUUACUUUAAAAGAAAAACACUUAAACAUUCCUGAACAAUAUUUCAGUUUCCUUUUAACUCUAGUAAUAAGGUUUUUGUUCCCAAAGCCAAUGCAUAGUUUUGCCCCAAAAGCUGAAAAGACAAUUUUUAUAAUAAAAUAGAGUAAAUUAUCUGCCUGGGGGAAAUAACUCAGACUUUCUAAUGGCUGUGUUACAAAGUCACAUUGAACAAUGGUGCACUACCUGAUCAAACUGUGUAUGCUGCACAUUGAAAUAGUAUAAGCUACAUACUAACACUAUAUAGUGAAAUUGCAUACACUACAUAUUUUGCAUGUUGUGUGUCUGCUAUUUCAGUGUGUAGUGUAUGCAGGUUUGACAUGUAUUGGUAAUCUAUGAAUUUCUAGUUGCUUCACUAGUAUGAAUUGUGCCUCAAAUGACAACAUAUAAUAAACAAUACAUUCUAGUCGUAGUAAACUGAAACAACUAUUCUGUACAGCCACAUUUUUAGUAUAUUUUGUCACAUUUAUAUUUAUUGGUGCUUUACGUGGUAAAUGUUUUAAAUAUUAACAAUUUUUUUUUUUAGUAAAUGUUAUUCUGAACCUAGUAAACGUAUUUAUUUUAAAGUAUCAUGUUUUUUUAUUAAAAAAUAAGUGAA
This is a messenger RNA of Acipenser ruthenus (sterlet), 5865 nucleotides long. Its product is annotated as vascular endothelial growth factor A. Gene Ontology annotation, cellular component: membrane. NCBI's taxonomy places the organism in Eukaryota, Metazoa, Chordata, Actinopteri, Acipenseriformes, Acipenseridae. The transcript is spliced from 8 exons. The record is from RefSeq and is a predicted model, not a curated record. Bases 985 to 1626 code for a protein of 213 amino acids. Gene Ontology annotation, biological process: induction of positive chemotaxis; positive regulation of protein phosphorylation; positive regulation of endothelial cell proliferation. Gene Ontology annotation, molecular function: chemoattractant activity; heparin binding; growth factor activity.